Messenger RNA from Lasiodiplodia theobromae, 1767 nucleotides. Its product is annotated as Peptidase s41 family protein. The coding region runs from base 1 to 1767 and encodes 588 amino acids. Gene Ontology annotation, biological process: proteolysis. Gene Ontology annotation, molecular function: serine-type peptidase activity. The record is from RefSeq and is a predicted model, not a curated record. The transcript is spliced from 6 exons. NCBI's taxonomy places the organism in Eukaryota, Fungi, Ascomycota, Dothideomycetes, Botryosphaeriales, Botryosphaeriaceae.
AUGGAUCCGUGGCAACCUUCACCAAUCCAAAGUAUCAACGGCGAAGAUCCAGAGCGUUUCUUUACUCGAUUUGCGCAGAAACACUCUUCUGGCAACAUCGAGCCUCAUGCGGACUGGAACUCCCUGAUGUACAGUCCGGCGCAAACGAUCCAAUUCGAAACCGAACUCUUCCGCGACCUCGUGCUCUACCCUGGCGACACUAUAACAAUAGUAUUCGAGAAUGGAACGCAACUCGGGCCCGAGCCGUUCAGCGCACUCUAUGUCGAUCCUGGACCGACCGGACCUCUUGAGACGGGCGGAGAUUUCUACAACUUUUUUGUUCUCGGACUGUAUCCCGCUGGAUUCUACCAGGAUGUCAUUGAACCCUUUCUGGAAAGUUUUGCACCGCGGAAAAUCGUAACGGCUCCUACAUCUGAGACUGCGCCCGCCCAACCCGAUACAGAUCCUACCGUAUCUUCUUCUCCCUUGGACGUGGAUUGGGCCCUCCUAAACCCAGCAUACCCAAAGCCAAACUUGCUACAGGCUAAUGUUGGCCAAUCGAGUGGCCCGUUGAUUUCGGGGUAUUUCCUUGAGGGGACUGACCUCGCCGUCAUCAGCAUACCCAGUUUCAAAACCCGCGGAUAUGGAGCAAAAGCGUUUGGUUCCGCAAUUAGCCAAUUCAUCUUAAAAAGCGCCGAUAAAGGCAAGAAAAGAAUUGUGAUUGAUCUUCAGCGGAAUGGUGGUGGAUCAGCAACGCUUGCAGUCGAUGCUUUCAAGCGAUUCUUUCCCGAUCUGGACCCAAUCCUAGGGACUCGGAUGCGUGCUCACGAUAUGGCCAAUGAUCUUGGACGUGUCACAGAUGAGUUUUGGAAGAAGGAGGGAGAGUUUGACGGGUACAACGCUGCUGCCUGGAGAUUUACUCUAGCCUCCAGUGACUGGGUUGCAUCGAAUCGCAUUGAUGCCGACACGAAUGACAGCUUCGCCAGCUGGCAGGAAUUCUACGGACCGAGGGAGCUCCAUGGUGACAGUUUUACGAAGACACAACGGUACAACUACUCGAAUAUCUUCUACGUUACAGACUCUCUAUCUCAGCCAGAGUCUUUCUAUAUUGUCUAUGGCUACGAAGGAAACCCAGCCGACAAAAAGGGACUAUUCGCGGCCGACAGUAUUACAAUACUCACUGAUGGACUAUGUGAUUCAGCCUGCGCAUUGUUCGUCGAACUGAUGCGCCACGAGGCCGGAGUAAAGGCAGUCGUAGCCGGCGGCCGUCCUGUAGCAGGGCCCAUGCAAGCUACCGGCGGCACUCGUGGGGCACGUGGACACUCACUUUCCGCUUUAGACAUCGAUAUCGACUAUGCCAAAUCAGACUUUGCCCCUUACCUCAAGAAGGAAGUGACUUCACUUCCGGAGAGGAUCAACGAUAUCUACACGUUCUCCGGCGGGGUGAACAUCCGCGACGCUAUCCGGAAAGGCCAAGACGUACCGCUCCAAUUCCUUUACGAUCCCGCUGAUUGCCGAAUCUUCUACACUCAAGAGACUCUGUUCAAUCAGACAGCACUAUGGCUAUACGCUGGACAGGCACUGCGAUCCCCAGACAGCCAUUGCGUGGCCAACUCCACCGGUCAAAAUCGACUGAACCCACCAGAACCCGCUCGUCCUCCGCCAAUAAGUAAUGUUCCCAGCGACUACCUUGAUGGUCCACUCAAGGAAUCAAUUAUUGCGCUUGGGGACGAUGGUGUUGAAUCGGGACAGAAACAGGUGCGUUUCACUUGGAUCGCCUUGGUCUGA